UUUGUCGAUGAAUGAGUUAACGGGUUCGAUUCCAGAAGGUUUUGGUGAAUGGAAGAAUCUAACCAGUUUGGUUAUGUAUCGGAAUCGAUUGUCAGGGAAGAUACCAGCUAGUAUUGGUUUACUUCCAUUGCUUACUGAUAUUCGGUUGUUUGUAAAUGAUUUGACUGGUGAACUGCCAACAGAAUUGGGGUUGCAUUCGAAGCUUGUGUAUCUUGAAGUUAAUGACAACAAACUCUCGGGAAAGUUGCCAGAGAAUUUAUGUUUUGGUGGUGAGUUCUAUGGGAUUUCGGCGUUUUCGAAUAAAUUUACUGGUGAAUUACCAAAGUCGUUUGCGGUGUGUCCAAGUUUAACUCAUGUUAUGCUGUAUAAGAAUAUGUUGGGUGGUGAGGUUCCAGCUAGUUUUUGGUCGCCAGUGAAUUUGUCGUAUGUUCAAAUACAUGAUAAUAUGUUCUCGGGGGAUCUUCCAGAUAAGUUGAGUUCGAGCUUAAAGCGCUUAGAAAUUGAGAACAACAGGUUUACAGGGAGGAUCCCUUUGGACAUUGCGAGUUCGGCACAAUUGGUGGUGUUCGAUGGAAGCAACAAUCUCUUUACUAGUGAGAUACCUACGGGGCUCACUGCUCUUUCUCUACUUACUUCUCUUUCUUUAGAUGGCAAUGAAAUUUCUGGUUCAAUUCCUUCAGAUAUAAUGUCUUGGAAGUCACUAAAUACUUUAACAUUAAGCAGAAACCAAAUUUCUGGUGAGAUUCCUUCGAAAAUAGGUUUGCUUCCUAGUCUUACCAAGCUUGAUUUGUCUGAAAACCAGAUAUCUGGUUCAGUUCCACUUGAGAUGGGCAACUUAAAGCUAAAUUUCCUUAACCUGUCGUCAAACUUACUCUCUGGGAAGAUCCCAUCUCAAUUAGAAAACCUGGCAUUUGAAGAUAGCUUCCUCAACAACUCUGGCCUUUGCUCUAAUGUUGGAAUUUCAAACCUUAUGUCCUGCAAUUCUUUGUCUAGUCGAAGUUCACGUAAGCUCUCACCAAAAUUUAUCGUUUUGAUUGUAAUUGUGGUGGUUGUAGUAAUGAUACUUCUUUCUGUCAUCUUGGUAUUGGUUGCCAUAAGAAGUAUACAUAAGCGUAAAGAAGACGAUGAAGAAGAUUCCACUACAUGGCAGGCAAUACAAUUUCAAAGAUUAGUGGACUUUACUGAAUUGCAGAUUUUGUCGGGUUUAAUAAAAAGUAACUUGAUUGGGAGUGGAGGGUGUGGGGAAGUAUACAAGGUUUCCAUUAAUCAUCCAGAUAAGUUUGUUGCAGUUAAAAAGAUUUCAAGUAAAGGGAAAGUGGAUUCGAAACAUGCAACACAGUUUCAAGCAGAAGUUGAAAUCCUUGGAAAUAUUAAACACAAUAAUAUAGUGAAAUUGAUGGGCUAUAUGUCAAGUAAGUAUACAAAGCUUCUUGUUUACGAGUACAUGGAUAAUGGUAGUUUGGAUCAAUGGUUACAUCAGAGGAAUAUUGGGAAUUUGAAGCAAAGGAGAACUUUGGAUUGGCAGAAGAGGUUCAAUAUUGCGGUAGGAGUUGCUCAAGGACUUUCUUACAUUCAUCAUAACUGUUCUCCACCGAUUAUUCACAGGGAUGUUAAGUCGAGUAACAUCUUAUUAGAUUCUGAGUUUAAAGCAAAAGUUGCGGAUUUUGGGUUAGCUAAGAUAGUUCAGGCAGGAGAACCAUUUUCAGCAUCCAUUGUUGCAGGCACUUUCGGAUACAUUGCUCCAGAGUAUGGUCGGACACUCAAAGUAAACGAAAAGGUUGAUGUUUAUAGCUUCGGGGUGGUACUCUUGGAACUUGUUACUGGACGAAAAGCGAGCAAAGGAGAUGAAGAUAGAAGCCUUGCUGAAUGGGCAUCAGACCGAUCACUUGAAACAUCUUUGGAUCUUUUGCUAGAUGAAGAAGUGAAAGAAGGUUGGAAAAUGGCGGAAAUGACGAGUGUAUUCAGACUAGGGUUGAUGUGUACAAGUACAUCACCUUCCAAUAGGCCUACCAUGUCAGAAGCAUUGCAAUAUCUAGUCAGGCGUUCUUCUUCCCAAGAAGUACACAAGAAGAAAGCCUUGGUUGCAGCUGAUAAUGUUGCUCCUCUUCUUCUUAGUACUCAUUUGCGGACAAGCAAUAUUGGUGCAUAAAUGGUGUCCAGAAUCGGGAAAUCUGAAGAAAUUGGUACAUUUAACUAAGCAAGGAGUCGCUUUAAUUUGGUAUCUGGCACUUCGGAAUUUGGACAAACUUUCAUCUGGAAAAAGGGGUUUUAUCUAAUUUCUAUAGUUUACAUUCCUGGAUGGGUUUGAUCUGUAUCUCCUUGUUUACUGCUCAGGUAAGCAUUCUCACUUGUCUGUAUUACAGCUUAAUAUUCAUACCACACCCCAUUUAGAUUAUAUCUUAAGCAUUUUUUUUCUUCUUGGAAUAUACUCGAAAAAUGGUGGUUUAUUGGGUAGCUAAUUGGAAGUAUAAUGGGGAAUCUAGUAAUCUUAAUUAUGAAAUGUUGACAUCAGAGUGGGUCUGUUGUUGCUUUACUGGCGCAAUCCCCACUUGCAUUUCAAGUUUUAUGGUUUACUUGGCAUAAUUGAAUGCUAGCAUAACAUGAAAGAAA
Papaver somniferum (opium poppy) is the source of this 2610-nucleotide messenger RNA. Its product is annotated as receptor-like protein kinase 5. Gene Ontology annotation, biological process: protein phosphorylation. The transcript is spliced from 3 exons. The record is from RefSeq and is a predicted model, not a curated record. Gene Ontology annotation, molecular function: protein binding; ATP binding; protein kinase activity. NCBI's taxonomy places the organism in Eukaryota, Viridiplantae, Streptophyta, Magnoliopsida, Ranunculales, Papaveraceae. Bases 8 to 2149 code for a protein of 713 amino acids.